Messenger RNA from Gossypium arboreum, 1587 nucleotides. RefSeq lists its product as uncharacterized. Gene Ontology annotation, molecular function: protein binding. NCBI's taxonomy places the organism in Eukaryota, Viridiplantae, Streptophyta, Magnoliopsida, Malvales, Malvaceae. The record is from RefSeq and is a predicted model, not a curated record. The transcript is spliced from 4 exons. The coding region runs from base 103 to 1383 and encodes 426 amino acids.
GCUGGAGGAUAGCAAGCAAGUAAGAAACGGGUGUUAUGCACGGGAAAAAAGCCUAGUAACUAAUCCUCCAUAUUUGGAGUCGGAAGAAAUAGAUCAACAAAAAUGGGAUCAUCGAUAAACAUCAUGCCUAUUUCCUCUUGUGAACCUCAGGAGCCUGAAGAGAAUAUCACUCACAUGGAUGCUUCUCUGUAUAAGGCAGCAGCAGAAGGCAACAUUGAAGUAUUCAAUAAUAAGCAGGGGCUUCAACUUGAGUCUCUAAAGACCCCAAACCAUGACAACCUGCUCCAUGUUAACUUGGCAAGCCAGGAGUUUGCCAAAUUCUCAACAAUCAAAAUCUUCUCCGUCGGAUUUGUAUCAUCCUAUCCGUUUUUGAAUUCUUUCGUUACUACGAGAGAAAGAGAAAAAAAAUCAGAUUUUAUCGAACAAAUUCUCAGCAAGUGUCCGUCACUGCUACUCCAAACGAAUGCUAAAGGUCAAACUCCUUUGCACCUUGCAGCAAGGUAUGGACAUUCUGCUAUUGUGAAACUUCUAAUCAAGUCUUGCGCAAAAGCUAGAGAUGGGGAUUUAGAGCUGGGAAUGGAUCAAGUAAGUGCAGUGAGGGAGAUGCUGAGGAUUACGGAUCAGGAAUCCAACACGGCUUUACAUGAAGCAGCAGGGUGUGGCAAUGUUGAAGUGGUAAAAGCAUUGUUGGAGUUUGAAGACCCUGAUUUUCCGUAUUCUGCCAACAAAAAACAGGAGACUCCACUUUACAUAGCAGCUAAGAGAGGAGACGGGGGCGUGCUGAGUGUACUAUUAGAUAAAUCGACACCAGCAGCUCAUGGCGGCCCCCACGGUAGAACAGUUUUGCAUGCAGCAGCUAUGGCUACAGAUGCAGAGGCAAUAAGGGUAAUAUUAGAGAAGAAGGGGAAUUUGGCAAGGGAAAGAGAUGAAGAUGGGCACACCCCUCUUCAUUAUGCUGCACACAUAGGUGGUAGACUAUCAGUUGUUGAAGAACUGUUAAAAAGGGAUGUAUCAGCUGCCUAUAUAGGUGAUAAAAAGAGGGGGAUGACACCCCUUCUUAUGGCAGCCAGGCAAGGCUAUCUUGGAACAGUUUCAAAGAUUCUCUCCUAUUGUCCAGAUUGUUGUGAAAAAGUGGACAACAACGGUUUGAAUUUUCUUCAUUAUCUGGCUUUUAGAGGCUAUUCCUAUCCAUUAGAGCUUUCUCUUUUCAAGCGUGGUGAUAUUGAGAUUUUAUAUGGAUCACUCAGAAAUCUCAGAAAGUGGGAAGGUGCCUUUGAGAUGACACCUCAAGAAGUUUAUAAUGCUCUUGAGGAAGAGAAAAAUAAUCAUAAACAGGUGUGUUUGCCCAUAUUUAUUACAUUUCCAUGGCUAUGGUUUUAUUAAUAUUCAAGUUUUGAAUCAACAUAUUUAACAAACCUACAAUACAAUGGGUUAAUGUGGCUGGCGUAACAGGAGCAAAUCAAUGAAUUGUUGAAAGAUAUUGAGAAUGAUCAAGUGGCGGAGAAAUCAGUUCAUCCCUUUCGCUCGCCAACUAUCUCUACACCCUUUCGCUCGCCAACUACCUCUGCAGAAAGCUUGGAGAAGAAA